This is a messenger RNA of Styela clava, 2161 nucleotides long. Lineage: Eukaryota; Metazoa; Chordata; Ascidiacea; Stolidobranchia; Styelidae. The record is from RefSeq and is a predicted model, not a curated record.
AGUUAAAGUUUGUAUCCCAGAACUUAUAAGAUAUUGUCGGAAGAAUAUAAGAGAGAAUUUCACAACAGAUGGAUAAAUUUUUAUAAAGCUUUGCCACAUUGUCCGUACACUGGAUGUUAAAACUCAAUGACAUUGUAAAGCAAACAUAAUGUCUUAUCAAAAAGUAAUAGCAAAAAUCAAUGAGAACACUUACAAGUGCACUGACUUCUAUGACUUUGCCGAACCUUUCGAAGUUUUUGAGAGAAAACUAAAUGUGGACGUCACUCCUCUAUUAGAAGAAAUUGAUUUUUAUAAAGGUGGAAGAAUAAUUAAAUAUGAAUAUGUACCAGAGUCAUCUAGAUUCCAAAAAUAUCUGGGGAGCGAAAGAGAAAGCGGGAUCAGAAGAGAGACUCACCUUGUCGAACUGUUUAACAACUUCAAACAAGGUCAUAUCUGUUUCGUGGGUCCAGCGGGAUCAGGAAAGUCCACGCUCAUGAAAGCAACAUCGAGAGAUGCCAUGCAUGGAAAAUAUUUUCAAGGAACCAUCAAGAUGGUUUCAUAUAUACAAUGUAAACAAUUUAUGAAAAACAGAAAAGUAACAGCAGGUGAAUUAAUUUUCAACGAUCUCCCAAAAGAAGAAAGAGGUCAAGCAAUUGAUUAUGCAAAAACCCACCCAGAAGAAGUUUUGUUUAUGCUCGACUCCUUGGACACUCUUCAAUAUACAGUUGAUGGAGUUUAUGAAAUUAUCAGUUCAGAUGAGCCUGCAUACCCGGAAGUUAUAGUAUGGAAUUUUCUAACUGGAAAAUUAUUUCCUGGCUGUCGCAUUUUAUCGUCCAGUCGUGAACAUUCCAUCAGAAAUUAUUGGGGAGAAGUUCGACCAGACAAGGUCAUUGCACUUGCUGGAUUAACAAUGGAGUCAAUCAAGGAAAUUAUUUCUGGAUAUGAAGGAAAUGUAGAAGCAGAGAAAAUAAUGGAAUUUCUCAAAAUCAAAGCUCCAUUACUCUUGUUACUGUGCACUACACCUGUGAUGCUGGUUUACACGCUGAUAGCGUUGAAAUUCGAAUCCGACUUCAAGCCAAACACCAUAACUGGUAUUAUGACUGUGGUAAUGCAAAGCAUUUUACGAUCUUCCCACACUCACCAAGAGAAUAUUAUGGAAGUUUUGGGCAAAUUGAAAGAACUAUCAUACAUUGGGACAGUGGAACAACGUGUUCUAUUUACAGAAAAUGAUUUUCGUCAAGUUAAUCUAAAGCCGGAAGAUGCAACCGAUUUAGCCAUCCUAGCUCCUGGAGGAAUUUAUCGUAAACUUCUCCAAGGAAUACACCUUCUAUACUUUCAACAUCAAAGUAUUCAAGAAAUGCUCACAUCUUUCUAUAUUCUUGGACUGAAUUUAAAAUCUUUUGACCAGUUCGUCGAUAAACAUCUUCAUACCGGUCACUUUGUUCUCAUCAGAAAAAUGAUGUGUGGACUUUUAUUAAAUCCAACAGUUUAUGAAGCAGCCAGAGAUUUACUUGGAGAUAUCAAGGAUCUAAAGGAGAAACGAGAUAUUCUCAAGAAAUGUUUGCAAUUGCAACUCCAAAAAUUUAGAGACGAAUCAGAUCUUUUGGAACUUUUCACUGCAUUGAACGAAGCCAAGGAUGGAAUGAGUGACAUUGUCAAAUCAUCUCUGGAUAAUAUUGACAUGUUUGAACAUCCUCUCUCCAUCAGUGAUGCUCAUGUCAUUGGAUCAGUAGCUUCCUACUGUACAUCACUAUCAAUGGAUUUCAGAAAAUGUGAUCUCAAGUCAGCCUCACUUCAAACUCUGGCAUCUGGAUUAAAAGGAUCAAAUGUGAAGAUCAAAGAUUUGCGGCUGGCUGGAAACGAAAACAUGGGAGUUGAAGGUUUAUCCUCAGUCGGACAAAUACUUUCCAAUCAAUCCUGUGUUAGAUUGUUGGACAUUGACAACUGUAACCUGUCAUCAGAUCAAUUACAAGCUUUCAAAUCAUCCUUUGGAAAUAACACAGAGAUCAAGUGGUUGUGGCUUAAAGGCAACACAAGCAUGGGAGUUGAAGGUUUAUCAUCAGUUGGACAAAUACUUUCCAAUCGAUCCUGUGUUGAAUACUUGAACCUUCAAGAAUGUAACCUGUCACCAGAUCAAUUACAAGCCUUCAAGUCAUCCUUGGGAAAUAACACAGAGGUGUGA